AUGUGGCGCCCUCUGGCAGCAGAUCUGCGUUCCUGCCACGUAGCCUUGGAAAGAAGAUCGAAUUUCCAGGGACCUCAGCCAGUGGCCUCGUCCUCGAGGUCGAAGACGCCUAAAGAGGAGGAUCGGAGGGAGGGCAACGCAGCAGUAGCACCGGCAGUGGCUGCCCCGGGCAGAGAGGUAUACGGUGCCAGUGCGGACUGUCAGGAGCUGCCAUUGGAGCCCACUGAGGGCAGGUCUGAAUGCAAUAGAUGCUCUUGGCCUCAGAAGGUGUCUUUGUGUCCAUUUCUACCAGUGCAUCCUUUGCACACACCUACUCACUUGUACAUAAUUCACCAUUCAGCAGAGGAAAGCCAAGUAUCUCAGACGGUACCUCUACUAGCAGCAUUUCCCCAGGACAAGAGUAAAGUCAAGACUGGUCAUUGCUUCCGUGAAGGAAGAGAUCCUGAACUUUCAAGGGUUUGUCAGAAUUCUGGUAUGCUAUUAUUAUAUCCAGGGGCUGAAGCUGCUAAUUUGGAAGAAUUUAUAUGGUCUUCUAUUUAUCCUUCUACAGGCAUCGUCACUGAUGGCACAUGGAGCCAGGCUAAGGACACCUUUGAUAAGAAUUCCUUGUUCCCACUGCCCAAACAGGUGCAGUUGAAAACGAGCAUUUCUAGUCAGCAUGUGAUUCGGGGGCAACCAGCUCAUAGGUUUCUGUCACUGGAGUGCGUAGCUGUUGCUCUUUCCAUUUUGGAGAAAAGUAAUUACAUACAAGAGAAUGUUUUAUUGCACUCAUUAACAUCUCAGUCUUUGGAACAUGGAGCACAGGCAUAUUUACUUUGCUUCGCCCUUCUGAAAAAUGGACUAUAUCCUAAGCCAAUGCCAAAGAACAAACACAAACUCAGGAAAAUGGAACUGUUAAUGAACAGUGUUAAAGUUUAG
Artibeus jamaicensis (Jamaican fruit-eating bat) is the source of this 918-nucleotide messenger RNA. It is a transcript of the gene DTWD2, whose product is annotated as DTW domain containing 2. The record is from RefSeq and is a predicted model, not a curated record. Lineage: Eukaryota; Metazoa; Chordata; Mammalia; Chiroptera; Phyllostomidae.